UGGUCAUCCCUGUGCUGUCCGCAGUCUCUGGUCAUCCCUGUGCUGUCCGCAGUCUCUGGUCAUCCCUGUGCUGUCCGCAGUCUCUGGUCAUCCCUGUGCUGUCCGCAGUCUCUGGUCAUCCCUGUGCUGUCCGCAGUCUCUGGUCAUCCCUGUGCUGUCCGCAGUCUCUGGUCAUCCCUGUGCUGUCCGCAGUCUCUGGUCAUUCCUGUGCUGUCCGCAGUCUCUGGUCAUUCCUGUGCUGUCCGCAGUCUCUGGUCAUCCCUGUGCUGUCCGCAGUCUCUGGUCAUUCCUGUGCUGUCCGCAGUCUCUGGUCAUUCCUGUGCUGUCCGCAGUCUCUGGUCAUCCCUGUGCUGUCCGCAGUCUCUGGUCAUCCCUGUGCUGUGUCUGAAGUCCCUAGUCAUC
Staurois parvus is the source of this 402-nucleotide messenger RNA. The record is from the annotation of a GenBank genome assembly. Lineage: Eukaryota; Metazoa; Chordata; Amphibia; Anura; Ranidae.